GAAAUUACUGGACUCUCUUUCUCUUUCUCCUCCUAGAGAAACUGCUCUCUCUCUCUCUCUCUCUCUCUCUCUCUCUCUCUCUCUCUCUCAUAUUGUCAAUGGUGAAUCAGAACUACUGUUGAGCGUUAUCCCCCAAAAAGCUUAACAGAAUCUCCGCAUCUACGUAAUUACAUUCAUCUCUAUCUAUUCAACACUUUCAACCGCCUGCUGUAUUGAUUGAUUUUGUUUGUAUCCGGUUGGUUCAGAUCCGUCUCGGUUCUGUGAAAAAUCAUGUGAAUUUUGGUUUGAUCUGAAGAUAUUUCUGCUAGAAUUUGUUUAUGAACUGGAAAUUGUUUGUUUCUGCAAUUGAAGAAUCUGAGGGUGAUUGGUUGCUCGAUCUACUUCAGUGAUUGCCAUUGUCCCUUAUAAUCGCGAUUCGAGGGUUUGCUGACAUGAAAAUCUGCGAUUUGAUGUGAUGAUCGUAGAUAACUUCCAUUUCCCUUCGAAAAUUAACUAUUUCCUAACUGAUACUUCCGAGAGCUGUUAUGUCAUGAUACGUCACCAUUACGUAUUUUUGGGAAAGUUAAGGUGAAACGAUAGUUUAGAAAGUGCUUUCGAAAGCCAAAUUUGUGAAAGUGGGCUGCAUAUUUGGAUAUGAGAAGGCGCUUGAUUAAAAAACUGUGUAUGGUUUUUGGCCCUAGAUUGCCAAGGAUAUGGUUAAUCCUUUGUCUUGCUAGUGUCUUUGUACUUAUUGUUUUCUCCAGUUCUUCUUCUUCUUCUUCAUCUUCUUCUAGUUCCUUCGACUCUGUCACAGUGACUGUAAAGCCAGACAUUUAUGCAAACUACAGAAGACUAAAAGAGCAAGCAAUAACAGACUAUUUGGAUUUAACUAGUUUAUCUUCAGGGUCUAGUAACCUGAAAGAUCUUAGGCUUUGUGGAAAAGAAAGAGAACACUAUGUUCCUUGCUACAAUGUAUCUGCAAAUCUGUUAACUGGGUUCACAAAUGGUGAUGAGUUUGAUCGACAUUGUGAAGUAUCACAAGGUGAACCAUACUGUUUGGUUCGCCCUCCAAAAGACUAUAAAACCCCUCUGAGUUGGCCAGUUGGUAGAGAUGUGAUAUGGAAUGAAAAUGUCAAGAUAACAAAAGACCAAUUCCUUUCUUCUGGGAGCAUGACAAAAAGGUUAAUGCUAAUGGAAGAGAACCAAAUUUCUUUCCACUCAGAUGAUGGAUUAAUGUUUGAUGGUGUCAAAGAUUACUCCCACCAAGUUGCAGAAAUGAUAGGACUAGGGAGUGAUACGGAAUUUCAUCAAGCUGGUGUACGCACAGUAUUAGAUGUUGGUUGUGGGUUUGGAAGCUUUGGGGCUCAUUUGCUUUCACUGAAACUAAUGACUGUAUGUAUGGCUGCAUAUGAGUUGACUGGUAGUCAAGUUCAAAUAUCACUUGAAAGAGGUCUUCCAGCUAUAAUUGGCAACUUCAAUUCUAGACAGCUUCCAUUUCCAUCAUUGUCAUAUGACAUGGUUCAUUGUGCAGAAUGUGGUAUUCUAUGGGAUGCCAAAGAUGGAUUGUUUCUUAUUGAAGCUGACCGUGUACUUAAGCCUGGAGGCUACUUUGUUUUACAUGGAAGUUCUUUAAGUACAAAAAAAGGAAGCAUGGCUAGUCCUAUUGAAGAAUUCACCCGUAAAAUCUGUUGGACAUUUAUAGCUCAACAAGAAGACACUUUCAUCUGGCAGAAAACAAGUGACCCUCAAUGCUACUCAUCUAGCAUGCAGGGUGUAAUUCCCCCUUGUAGAGAAGAAAGAGAGGAUCUACAGUCAUAUUAUCAGCCACUUGCAUCUUGUGUGAGUGGGACUACAAGCAAACGAUGGGUACCUAUUCAGAACAGGUCUUCCAGUUCCCAAAUUACCCCUGCUGAGCUUGAAUUAUAUGGAAUUCAGCAGGAUGAAUUCUAUGAAGAUUUUGAAACUUCAUUAUCAGCUUUGAGAAACUACUGGUCUUUGCUUACACCAUUAAUUUUUUCUGAUCAUCCAAAAAGACCAGGUGAUGAAGAUCCUUUACCUCCAUAUAACAUGAUAAGAAAUGUGAUGGACAUGAAUGCACAUUAUGGUGGAUUAAAUUCUGCAUUUCUUGAAGAAGGAAAAUCAGUUUGGGUGAUGAAUGUUGUUCCCAUUAGAGCUCCUAAUACUAAUACACUCUCGGUUAUACUCGAUCAAGGUUUUGCGGGUGUUUUGCAUGAUUGGUGUGAACCCUUUCCCACUUAUCCACGAACAUAUGACAUGCUUCAUGCAAAUGGGCUCCUUUCGUAUCUUGUGUCAGAAAGAUGCAGCAUCACAAACCUACUUUUGGAGAUGGAUCGUAUCCUACGCCCUGAGGGAUGGGUUGUUCUCUCGGAUGAAGUGGGGUCCAUAGAGAAGGCACGUAUGAUUGCUACACAAAUACGAUGGGAAGCAAGGGUCAUUGAUCUUGAAAAUGGUAGUGACCAAAGAAUACUCGUUUGCCAAAAGCCAUUUGUAAGAAAAUGAAUCAUGCAACCCAUGAAACAUCCAACAUUCCUCGAAUCAUCCGAUGCUAGAAAACUCUGGUAACUACUUUGUACUGUGUUUGACAUGCAUUACACUUUGACUCAGACGCAGGAUUACAAAUUAUACUUUUUGCGACAGAACAAGAUCUUUUGUCUGUGCAAAAGGCGUGAAUGUCAUCGUCCUGUUAUUGAAAAUAGGCCUAGAAAGUUUGUCUGGUCAUUGAGUGAUAAUGAUACUAGAUUUCUAAUGAUGUGUAGGAGGCGAAAGUUAGGUGAGAGGGUUUAUAGAGUUGAUAUUUUUGGCAUGGGAUAUUGGUAGAUAAAAAAAGAAAUUGAAAGUGAAUGUGAAAGUGAAGCAAUUACGAGAUGUAGAUUAAAGAAAGUUUUGGUGCCACGUAGUCUUGAUUAUCUUUUUUUUGAAACUUUUCCAAAGGAAUUGUAGCAAUUCAUUCACCCAAAUUUGUUUUUGUUUUUGUUUCUUUGAUCAUUUUUGUAACCCGAAUUAAGUUUUGUAUUGAACAUCAUCAUCAUCUCUUGAGUGAAUAGGUGGCUUUGGGCACAUUUUGUUA
Lactuca sativa (garden lettuce) is the source of this 3067-nucleotide messenger RNA. Its product is annotated as putative methyltransferase PMT5. Gene Ontology annotation, molecular function: methyltransferase activity. Lineage: Eukaryota; Viridiplantae; Streptophyta; Magnoliopsida; Asterales; Asteraceae. The record is from RefSeq and is a predicted model, not a curated record. Gene Ontology annotation, cellular component: cytoplasm.